Trichomonas vaginalis G3 is the source of this 1005-nucleotide messenger RNA. Its product is annotated as MULE transposase domain-containing protein. The annotation marks the transcript as partial. The transcript has a single exon. The record is from RefSeq and is a predicted model, not a curated record. Lineage: Eukaryota; Parabasalia; Trichomonadida; Trichomonadidae.
AUGGCUCAAAUUGAAUGCGACAAAAAACUUGAUCUGGAUGAUCCACUUAACAGGCCAUCUUUUUUGAAUGCAUCUUCAGAUCAAAUGAAAACAAUUCAGGAAAAAGGAAAUAAAAAGAUCAAAGGUAUUCAAAAGUACGAUGAUAAUCAAUUCAAGUCAACUCAAUUAUUUAAGGGUAUCAAAGAACAAGAGUCACCAAAAGAUUUAAUUUAUUUCGAUGUCGAUAAUUACAACAAACCAAAGAAAUUAAUCUUUUAUUAUGCUUCUUUCAAAUUUCUGGACAUAAUCAAAAUUGUGAAAGAGCAUUUUAUUGAUGCAACCCAUUCAUUACUUGAAUUUAAAAUGUUGUUUUACAUGAUAUCAGCCAAAUUUCCAAAUACACAUGCAUUCCCAAUUUUUCAAUUUGUCGUUUAUCCAAACACUUCAGAAAAUAUUGCAUUCUGUCUCAAGGCAUUUUUUAACUGGGCAAAAGUAAAACCAAAAUAUUUUAUGUCAGAUUGUGCACAAGAAAUCGAAAAUGCGAUUAUCAACUCUUUUCCAGAAGUUAUCCUUCAUUGGUGUGCAGUUCAUGUAAUGAGGGCGUUCAGAAAAAAUUUGAAAGAUUAUGCAUUUGAGAGUUCAGACAAAUUGAUAUUAGAUACAAAAAUGAACUAUCUUGCAUACGGCAGAAAUGGCAAGAAAGAAUGGAUUGAACCAACGUUCAAAAAAAUUCUGGAAAUAGCCGAAAAAUUCCCAGAAUUUUCAAAAUACAUACAAAAUCAAUGGAUAUCAAACCAAGAAAGAUGGACAGCCGCUGAAAGAGAUGAAAAUUUAGCUCUCACAAAUAACAUUUCAGAAUCGAUUAACAAAAAAAUUAAAUAUUACUACUUUGGCGGAACAAUUUUCAUGAGAUUUGAUCGAUUUGUGAUGAAAUUAAUCGAUUUUAUCGUUCCUUCAUUUUAUUACAGAAUUUCUCAAGAUAUAAGGCUCAGAGACAAAAUUCCAAAUCCGUUGCCAUCUGAAAAA